Scophthalmus maximus (turbot) is the source of this 2921-nucleotide messenger RNA. RefSeq names its product armadillo repeat containing 8 (gene armc8). The transcript has 22 exons. Gene Ontology annotation, biological process: proteasome-mediated ubiquitin-dependent protein catabolic process. The record is from RefSeq and is a predicted model, not a curated record. Lineage: Eukaryota; Metazoa; Chordata; Actinopteri; Pleuronectiformes; Scophthalmidae. Bases 275 to 2296 code for a protein of 673 amino acids. Gene Ontology annotation, cellular component: GID complex. Gene Ontology annotation, molecular function: protein binding.
AACAACAUUUACCUAAUUGACAAAUCCGCCGCUCGCUCGCUCGCUCGAUGCUAAGUUCGUUAGCACCGCGGCUUCUUCCAGUUUAUCCGCCGCUGGUGAAUCACAUCUCUGCGCCACAGAGGAGCACCACCACCGGCUCCUCUUCAGCCGGGAGCCGCGCGACUUGCACCCGCAGUUACUUUUUUAUUUCAGACGCCAGCUCGCAGCUGCUCUGGGGGGGCGGAGUGUCUGCAGAGUGCUGCGCCGAUUGGGGCGCUCGACCGGGGGAAGAGAGAUGGCGUGCUUGUUGGAGGCCCCGCUCCGCAUCAGCGUGCUGUCUGAAGUCACUGCUACUAGUCGCCAUUAUGUUGACAGACUGUUCGACCCCGACCCACAGAAAGUGCUGCAAGGAGUCAUUGACAUGAAGAACGCCGUCAUAGGAAACAACAAGCAGAAGGCCAAUCUGAUCGUCCUCGGAGCUGUGCCGAGGUUACUGUACCUCCUCCAGCAGAGCUCGUCCAGUCUGGAGCUGCGGACCGAGUGUGCCGUGGUGCUGGGCAGCUUGGCCAUGGGCACCGAGAACAACAUCAAGUCCCUGGUGGACUGUCACAUCAUCCCUGCCCUUCUUCAAGGGCUCUUGUGUCCGGACCUGGUCUUCAUCGAAGCCUGCCUCCGAUGCCUCAGAACGGUCUUCAUCAGUCCCGUCACGCCCGUGCAGCUGCUCUACACCGACCCCACUGUGAUCCCCCACCUGAUGUCUCUGCUCAGCCGCUCACAGAGAACACAGGAGUACAUCACGCAGAUCUUCUCCCACUGUUGUAAGACCCCAGAGCACCAGACGGUUCUGUUCAACCACGGUGCCAUCCAGAACAUCGCCCCGCUGCUCACAUCACCCUCCUAUAAGGUCCGGAUGCAGGCGUUAAAGUGUUUCUCUGUCCUGGCCUACGAGAACACUCAGGUCUCCAUGACACUGGUGAAUGUGCUGGUGGACGGGGAGCUGCUCUCUCAGGUAUUUGUCAGAAUGAUGCAAAGGGAUCAAACCAUUGAAAUGCAGCUAACAGCAGCCAAAUGUUUAACGUACAUGUGUCGAGCAGGUUCCAUCAGGACGGACGACAGCUGCGUGGUCCUAAAGACUUUGCCGUGUCUGGUGCGGAUGUGCAGUAAAGAGCAUCUGCUGGAGGAGAGGGUGGAGGGGGCGGAGACGCUGGCCUACCUGAUGGAGCCCGACGUGGAGCUGCAGAGGAUCGCCAGCACCACCGACCACCUGGUGGCCAUGUUGGCCGACUACUUCAAAUACCCCAGCUCGGUGUCGGCCAUCACGGACAUCAAGAGGCUGGACCAUGAUCUGAAACACGCACACGAGCUGAGACAAGCUGCUUUUAAACUCUACGCCUCGCUCGGCUCCAACGACGAAGACAUCCGCAAGAAGAUUACAGAGACGGAGAACAUGAUGGACAGGAUCGUCAGCGGCCUAUCAGAAUCCAGCAUUAAAGUCCGCUUGGCGGCUGUCAGGUGUCUUCACAGUCUAUCGCGGUCGGUGCAGCAGCUGAGGACGAGCUUCCACGACCACGCAGUGUGGAAACCCCUCAUGAAGCUGCUGCAGAACGCUCCAGAUGAAGUCCUGGUCAUGGCCUCAUCUACACUAUGCAAUUUACUGCUGGAGUUCUCCCCCAGCAAAGAGCCGAUCCUGGAGUCGGGGGUGAUCGAGUUACUCUGCAGUCUGACCCAGAGUGACAGUCCUGCACUGAGGGUCAACGGGAUCUGGGCCCUGAUGAACAUGGCGUUCCAGGCCGAUCAGAAGGUGAAGGUGGAGAUCGUCCGGUGUCUGGGCACUGAGCAGCUGUUCCGUCUGCUGUCGGACCCCGACGCCAACGUGCUGAUGAAGACGCUUGGUCUGCUGCGAAAUCUGCUCUCAACGCGCCCGCACAUCGACCAGAUCAUGAGUUCUCAUGGGAAGCAGAUCAUGCAGGCGGUGACCCUCAUCCUGGAGGCAGAGCACAGCACAGAGGUCAAAGAGCAGACUCUGUGCAUCCUCGCCAACAUCGCCGAUGGUAACACAGCGAAGGAUCUCAUCAUGACCAAUGACGACACGCUCCAGAAAAUCAAAUACUACAUGGGACAUUCAAAUGUGAAACUGCAGCUCGCUGCGACCUUCUGCAUCUCCAACCUGAUCUGGAAUGAGGAGGACGGUUCUCAGGAGCGUCAGGACAAACUGAGGGAGAUGGGCUUCGUCGACAUCCUGCACAAACUCACCCAGGCGUCUGACGCCAACCUCAGUGACAGGGCUAAGACGGCGAUGCAGCAGUACCUGGCGUGACCACAGAGGGGCGGUGGCGUCUACUGCCAGCCUCGCUGACGGUCGUCGGGGGGAGCCGGCGGUCGUCAGGGGGAGGAGCCAGCGACGUUGUUUUGUUUUGAUGCACAAAGACACUUUUUUUUUUCUUUGGACCUGUGGUCGGCCUCCGUUCGCCUCCAGAACCAGAACCACCUCAACGGCUCUGCUCACUGCAGAUCUCGUCUCGGAGACUCUGAGAUUGUGGUUGUCGUGGAAAAUCAACAGUUUAGGAGGAUUUCACUAGUUUUCCUUUUUUUUUUUUUUCCUUCAGUCAAGGACGAAGUGAAUUUUUCUCCUUUUGAGAAUUGAAUUUUGUUUUCGUUGGCGUGCAGCAGCCGGACGCCGCGGUACGUUUGGACUCUCAGAACCGGACCACACGGCCCGACACCAGAGCACGGCUGUUUGACAGCAAAGCUUCCCAGUUUUAUUUUUUUAAUUCUUUAACUAAAUAUGUUGCUUAUUAAUAUUAAUGUUUCCUUGAGGCAUUGACAGUAAGGACACAGAUACAAAACUGCCUGUUUUGAAUUUUGGGUGUUUUCUUUUUCUUUUUUUGUGGAAACAUACCUCGUAAAUAUAUAAAUAUCUAUAAAUAUAAAACAUAAAUAUA